Messenger RNA from Hippoglossus stenolepis (Pacific halibut), 1077 nucleotides. RefSeq names its product gap junction protein delta 6 (gene gjd6). The transcript has 3 exons. Bases 1 to 1077 code for a protein of 358 amino acids. The record is from RefSeq and is a predicted model, not a curated record. Lineage: Eukaryota; Metazoa; Chordata; Actinopteri; Pleuronectiformes; Pleuronectidae. Gene Ontology annotation, biological process: cell communication. Gene Ontology annotation, cellular component: connexin complex.
AUGACGGAGUGGACCCUGCUCAAACGUCUCCUGGAUGCUGUCCACCAGCACUCCACCAUGAUUGGUCGUUUAUGGCUCACCGUUAUGGUCAUCUUCAGGCUGCUCAUUGUGGCUGUGGCAACUGAGGACGUGUACACCGACGAGCAGGAGAUGUUUGUGUGCAACACCAUUCAGCCAGGAUGCUCCACUGUCUGCUAUGACGCGUUUGCGCCCAUCUCGCAACCUCGUUUCUGGGUGUUUCACAUUAUCAGCGUCUCUACGCCAUCCCUCUGCUUCAUCAUCUACACAUGGCACAACCUGUCCAAGCGGCCCCACAACACCACCCAAAGCGGACUGGAGGCAUAUGAUCGGAGCUGUGACUCAGAUAGCUGCUCCGUUCGCUCCCAUAAGCAUUUAGGACACAGCCUGGCAGAUGUGCUGGAGGGAAUACCCACAGAAGGGAACGCAGAGGGUCAUGUGGUCCCUGGAGGGGUUCUCUCCAAAUGUUACAUCUUCCAUGUGUGUUUACGUGCUAUUCUGGAGGUGGGCUUUGUCCUGGCCCAGUGGAAGCUGUUUGGCUUCCAGGUGCCUGUCCAUUUCCUCUGCACCUCAGCCCCCUGCAGCCAGCCGGUGGACUGCUAUGUCUCUAGACCCACAGAGAAGACCAUCUUCUUGUGCUUCAUGUUUUGUGUAGGAGUUUUUUGUAUCCUUCUCAACCUGCUGGAGCUCAACCACCUGGGCUGGAAGAAGAUCCGCCAGGUGUUAAAGAUGAGGGAGAGGACAACCUGGGGAGGUUGCCAAGGUAUGAGGGGGGGAUAUGAAACCUUUCCCCCUGACAGUCCCUCUCUCACAUCCUCUUUAGGCUUCAGAGAUGUGACCAGCACCACCUCUCUCCCCGCGUUAGACCUGGUGGUGGGACACCAGCCGGACUGGACUUGUGCUGUGAACUGUAGCAGUAUAAGGGAGCCUGAAGAGGUCAGAGAGACUAAAUUGGAGCAGCCAAAGAGACAAGACUCCCAUAAAGGAGAGAGGCAGCCUCUGAAGAGUAUAAGGGAGAGCAGGGGGUCCAAGCAAAGGAGUGCUCAGGUCUGGAUAUAG